Molecule: messenger RNA, 1317 nt
Organism: Drosophila mojavensis
Lineage: Eukaryota; Metazoa; Arthropoda; Insecta; Diptera; Drosophilidae
Exons: 2
Coding region: 185-991 (268 amino acids)
Source: RefSeq, a predicted model, not a curated record
AAAGCAACAGCAAGAGCAAGACCCGAGCGCCAACAAAAAAAGGCACUCAAAGCAAAGCAAAGCAACAAUCGGCUGGUCGCAGUUCUCAGCGAGCAUUGCAAACACGCGGUCGCCUAACGGUUUUUUUGUUGUUUCUGUUUUGUUUUGCUCUCCCAUAUACUGCCAUUGUUAAACACCCAUCCACAUGUCCAGCAAUGGCGGCCUACCAUUCCGCUUCACCGACGAGCGUCACAUGAAGUUCGUGGAGCUUUACAGCCGUGAGCCGUGCCUUUGGAACCGUCGACCCCAGCUCUGGGCUGCUCGCAAUGCCGCCUACAAGCGCAUCCAAAUGGGCAUCAAUGCCGAAGCAGAGCCCACUGAAAACCCGAUUACCAUACAGGGUGUCAAGAUGAAAAUCAAAAAUCUGCGCACGGGCUAUCACCAGGAGCUGAAGAAGAUCAGAGCAAAUCCCAAGUAUACUCCGAAAAUUCCUUGGUUUGCACCGCUGCACAAGUUUAUGGCUCAAUUUCUGGACAAGAAAUCGGACGAAGCCAUAGUGCUGGUAAAUACGCCGCCUUUAAAGCGUUUGCAGAUCAAAUUGCCGCGCUUGAAGACCAUCAAGCUGCUUCCAUUGGAGUCCGAAGAGAAGCGCGAAAUUAAAAUGGAACUCGAGCCCGAUCAACAGGUGCUUAUACCCACAACAGCUCUAUCCGUAAUGCCGACUCAAAGUCCGCCACCCCCGUUGCGGUUCAUAACGUCACCAGCCCAACCUCCCUCCCCCGUCGAAGUUAACCCUACGCCGGUUGUAAGCUCUACGUUGUUGGAUCGAACUCGGACGCUACCAUCGCUGGGCGACGAUGAAUUUAUGUUCUUCGGACUCAGCGUUGCGGCCCAACUAAGGAGCAUGCCUCUCUCGAAUGCAAUGAUUAUGCAAUCCAAAAUUCAGUAUAUGCUCUCAGUGGAGCGUCGCAAGAUCAGCGGCGAUACCACAGAGGUAAAUCUAUUUACUUAAAACGUUUACUCCCUCAAAUAUACCAGAAAUGGUCUUGACUUAAGGGGAAUCACAGGUCUAAUUAUACAUUAGUACUUCACAAAGCGCAACAAUAUUUAUAAGUAUUAAUGCAAAAAGUGAUUAAUUAGAAAAUUUUCAAAUAAUAUUAAAAAUUAAUGUUAUUUUUAUUUUCCUUAGUCAAUGCAGGUGGAAUGCUUAUACAAAAUGAGCUUAAAGAUCGAGUAGAACGACAGAUCGUAUAGCAUUACCUAUAUUAUCGCUUCUAUAAGAUCGUGAAAAUAUAUGUGAAAAAAUAUUCAUGCAUUCAUUAAUGUCGUGUCACGAUA